This is a messenger RNA of Cydia amplana, 3836 nucleotides long. It is a transcript of the gene S1P, whose product is annotated as membrane-bound transcription factor site-1 protease. Gene Ontology annotation, biological process: proteolysis. The transcript has 20 exons. The coding region runs from base 172 to 3735 and encodes 1187 amino acids. Gene Ontology annotation, molecular function: serine-type endopeptidase activity. Gene Ontology annotation, cellular component: Golgi apparatus. Lineage: Eukaryota; Metazoa; Arthropoda; Insecta; Lepidoptera; Tortricidae. The record is from RefSeq and is a predicted model, not a curated record.
UAAUUAUAAGAUAGAUAUGUAAUUGUAAUUGUAAUUCCCGUAAUAAUUUGUUGAUGUUAUAUUUGGUUUAGGGAUUAAACGGUAGUGCCACCAAUAUUAUAAUUAAUGGAGCAAACGAAUUAUAGUCACUUUUUAUAGCAAAAUGUAAUCUUGUAAUAUUUUUGUUAAAUUAUGGGGGGGAGUAAAAUGAAACGGUGCAUUUUUUUGGGGUUUAUGCUCGUGUCUUUAUGUACCGGUGAAGGUACAAUCGAUGAGAACACAUCUUGUAACGCGACAGGUUCAUCUCGCGUCGACUAUGAAUAUAGUACGCAAGUUGUUGGUAGUGAGCAUAUUAUUACAUUCAAAGGAUAUUUCCCAAGAAGCACCCGCGAGAACUAUGUAUCAGCCGCAUUACGAAAUGCCGGGGUGUUUAACUGGACUAUUACCCAGAGAAACAACCCAGCCAAAGAGUACCCCAGCGACUUUGACGUGAUAUUAUUGGAGGAAGGAGACAGACGAGCUCUCGACGCGCUGCGUGACCACCCCGCCGUGCGUCGGGUCACUGCUCAGAGGCAGGUGCAGAGGACCAUCAAAUAUGUGCGAGAGGAGGAGUGCGGGCCCGCCGGCUGCCUCUACGCCGGCUGGCGCAGCCACCGCGCGCGCGCGCUCCGUUCGCUGCGGCUACCACGGGAGAAUGGAUUCACCUCCAGGAAACUCUUGCGGACCGUGCCGCGGCAGAUAACGUCCGUGCUGAAAGCUGAUUUACUCUGGUCCCUCGGUGUUACUGGUGAGGGUAUAAAGGUGGCCGUAUUCGACACGGGGCUGGCGCGCCACCACCCGCACUUCGGGCGCGUGCGCGAGCGCACGGACUGGACGGGCGAGGACACGCUCGACGACGUGCUCGGCCACGGCACCUUCGUGGCCGGGGUGAUAGCCUCGCGCGCGGACUGCCUGGGCUUCGCGCCCGACGCGGACCUGCACAUAUUCAGGGUGUUCACAGACAACCAGGUGUCUUACACGUCGUGGUUCCUGGACGCGUUCAACUACGCGAUCAUGCGUAAGAUCGACGUGCUGAACCUCAGCAUCGGCGGCCCCGACUUCAUGGACCACCCGUUCGUGGACAAAGUGUGGGAGCUCAGUGCCAACAAGGUGAUAAUGGUGUCAGCGAUCGGCAACGACGGUCCUCUGUACGGCACGCUGAACAACCCCGCCGACCAGAUGGACGUGAUCGGCGUCGGCGGCAUCGGCUUCGACGACCGCAUCGCCAAGUUCUCGUCGCGCGGGAUGACUACGUGGGAGUUGCCUCAUGGUUAUGGGCGCAUGAAGCCCGACAUCGUGACGUACGGUAGUGGAGUUCGAGGCUCCAGCGUCUCGGGCGGCUGCCGUUCGCUCAGCGGUACAUCGGUGGCGUCGCCAGUGGUGGCCGGCGCUAUAGCGCUGCUGGCGAGCGGUGUUCCCCGGCAGAGCCUCACGCCGGCGGCAGUGAAGCAGGCGCUGUGCAUCACGGCGCGCCGGCUGCCCGGCGCCAACAUGUUCGAGCAGGGCCACGGCAAGCUCGACCUCAUCAGCGCGUACCAAUUCUUGAAGGAGUACGAGCCGCAGGCGAGCCUCAGCCCGCCGUACAUCGACCUGACGGAGUGCCAGUACAUGUGGCCGUACUGCACGCAGCCGCUGUACUACAGCGCGCAGCCGACCAUCGCCAACGUGACCGUGAUCAACGGGCUCGGCGUCUCCGGACACGUGGUAUGUAGCCUCAGCCCGCCGUACAUCGACCUGACGGAGUGCCAGUACAUGUGGCCGUACUGCACGCAGCCGCUGUACUACAGCGCGCAGCCGACCAUCGCCAACGUGACCGUGAUCAACGGGCUCGGCGUCUCCGGACACGUGGUAUGUAGCCUCAGCCCGCCGUACAUCGACCUGACGGAGUGCCAGUACAUGUGGCCGUACUGCACGCAGCCGCUGUACUACAGCGCGCAGCCGACCAUCGCCAACGUGACCGUGAUCAACGGGCUCGGCGUCUCCGGACACGUGGUAUGUAGCCUCAGCCCGCCGUACAUCGACCUGACGGAGUGCCAGUACAUGUGGCCGUACUGCACGCAGCCGCUGUACUACAGCGCGCAGCCGACCAUCGCCAACGUGACCGUGAUCAACGGGCUCGGCGUCUCCGGACACGUGACAGAUGUGAGCUGGCACCCGCACCUGCCGCACGGGCCGCUGCUGUCCGUGGCGGCCGACUACAGCGGCAUCCUGUGGCCCUGGUCCGGCUGGCUCGCGCUCAGCUUCUCCGUGCUCGAGGGCGGCUCGGCCUUCGACGGAAUCGUGGAGGGCCAUGUGAAUGUGACAAUAGAAAGCCACGAUGAGACUGGCGAGAGCGCCAUGAGGAACGCCACGUUGAUGCUGCCGAUAAGAGCGCGAAUAAUCCCCGUGCCGGUGCGGUCCCGCCGGCUCCUCUGGGACCAGUACCACAGCCUGCGGUACCCGGGCGGGUACUUCCCGCGCGACGACCUGCGCGCCAAGCACGACCCGCUCGACUGGCACGCCGACCACCUGCACACCAACUUCCGGGACAUGUACCGCCGGCUGCGGGACCACGGCUUCUACCUGGAGGUUAUGGGAACCCCGCUGACUUGCGUGGACACGUCCCUGUACGGCGCCCUGUUGCUAGUGGACCCGGAAGACGAGUACUUCCCCGAGGAGAUGGCCGCGCUCAAGAAGUCUGUCGACGCGGGACUCUCGCUCGUCGUGUUCGCCGACUGGUACAACGCUUCCCUGCUGCGGCACGUCAAGUUCUACGACGAGAACACGCGCCAAUGGUGGAUACCCGAAACAGGAGGAGCUAACGUUCCAGCUUUGAACGAUUUACUCAGCAUGUAUCAGGUGGCGCUGGGCGACCGCGUGUUCGAGGGCUCGUUCAAGCUGGGCGGGCACCCCAUGUACUACGCGAGCGGCACGCACAUCCACAGCUUCCCCGAGCACGGCGUGCUCGUCACGGCGCCGCUCACCGAUCAGGGCCAGCAGAUAAUGUCGGGCGAGAAGCCGGGGGAGGGCGACCCGGCGAGCGCGCGCACCGUGGACGUGCCCAUCCUGGGCCUGCUGCAGACCGACGGCGCGACCAAGGACUACACCAACCACACCGUCGGCAACAUACCCAAGGCGGGUCGACUGGUGGUGUACGGGGACUCGUCGUGCCUGGAGGGCGGCGCGGCGCGCUCCUGCCACUGGCUGCUGCUGGCCGCGCUGCAGUACGCGCUGGCCGCGCACCUGCCCGCCGCGCUGCGGGACGCGGCCGCGCCGCGCGCGCGCCAGCGCGACGUACACAUAAUACCAUCCGAUUUGCCAAAACGUGCGUCUGGCGGGCGCCUGCACGCGUACUCGCGCGUGCUGGCCCCGGACGAGAGCGGGCCGCGGCCGGCGCCCGAGUGCCCGCGCCGCGAGCCGCUGCCCGCGCGCGCCGUGCACGCGCCGCCCGCCGCGCGCACGCUCGCGCCUCGCCACCCACCCACCGACCCGAGGACUAUCGUGGGCGGUUCAGAGACAGAGGGCACGGAGCCGGCGGCGCGCGCGUGGCGCGGCGCGGGCGCGGGUGCGGCGGCGGCGCGCGGCGGCUCGGCGCCGGGAGCGCCCGCCGCGCCGACGCUCGCCAGCCGCGCGCUCACGCUACUCGCCGUCGCGGCCCUAGUCUACUGCCUCACCGCCGCCUGGAAACGCUGCGGCCGCAAACUUCGCCGCCGGAGACUGAUGUCCUUAGCCACCUAGCACAGACACGACGAUAAGAAAGAUGCGGAAUAGUUCUGGACGACGUUCUAACUAACGGCGCUACCACACUCUCGUUAAAAGAGAUACGGGUAAUGACGAGC